GGGAGAGGAAGUACUGGAAACACGUGUCUGCCAGCGGCCAAGGCUGUGCUCUCUGCUCUUGAUCUGAUGCUGCUUGCCUGAAUGCAAGUAGGGAGUCGGAAAGCUGCCAAUAACCUGCCGAUGACAACAUUGUCGUGAUGAGUUUUAUUGAGUAUGGAGAUACAAUAAAAGAAGGAGACACGGCAAUUGUCUUCUUGGGACAUGAAUCGAUGUUUCCAGUGAAGGUGCAACAUGGUGGUAAAACUCAGACUAAGUAUGGUGUUAUUAGACACUCAACUGAUCUCAUUGGAAAGGAGUAUGGUUCCAAGGUGACCUGCAGCAAGGGAGGUUGGGUGUACAUCCUUUAUCCAACCCCCGAGUUAUGGACUCUGAAUUUACGCCACAGAACUCAAAUCCUGUAUUCAACGGAUAUCUCUUUAAUCACCAUGAUGCUUGAGCUGAAACCAGGAAGUAUAGUGUGUGAAUCAGGAACUGGAAGUGCUUCUCUCUCUCAUGCCAUCAUCAGGACAAUUGCCCCAACAGGGCAUCUGUAUACAGUGGAGUUCCACCAACAGAGAGCUGAAAAAGCUAUAGAAGAGUUUGAAGAGCACAAAGUGGGGCAUUUGGUGACAGUCAAGACCCAGGAUGUCUGCAAAAAUGGGUUUGGGGUCACCAACAUUGCAGAUGCAGUGUUUCUGGACGUUCCAUCCCCUUGGGAAGCUGUAGGCCAUGCCAAAUUAGCAUUAAAACAUGAAGGUGGACGCAUAUGUUCCUUUUCCCCUUGCAUCGAGCAAGUUCAAAGGACCUGCUUAGCUUUGGAGGAACACGGCUUCACUGAAAUCACUACUUCAGAGAUCCUGCUCAGAGUGUACAACGUUCGAACAAUUAGUUUGCAAAUCCCCGAUCUUGGAAAAACAGCAGAUGGCAAUUCCAGCACCGGGGUUGAUGGAGGCAGCCUAUCACAUGAAGAUGCCUUGUGUCCAAAUCUUCAGCAGGAAACUAUACAAUUUAAGAGCGGUGUGCCACUUAAGGAGAUGGUGGGUCACACCGGUUAUUUGACCUUUGCUACUAAAAACCUAUUUUAAAUACGGGCUGGGGAGUGUUUCUGCUGUAUACCCUCUGAAUAUAACUUUCCCAGCUCUCUUGCUUCCAGAGCAAUUCUAUAUAUAGUCAGAUUGAUAUUUUGUUUAAAUAGCUAGGCAGGCGCACUAACCGAAUCGGUCUUGGCAAUGUGCUGUUGUAGUAAACAGUGCUUGCCUAGUUGUCAGGUACGGAAGAUGGCCAAUAGCUAAUAGGUCCGGUUUGGAAUUUACAGGGUGAAAGUCACAGGAGUGUGUGUGUGUGUGUGUGUGUGUGUGUGUGUGUGUUUGUAUUUGACAUUUUUCUCAAAGAGGGUUUGCCAUAAAGAUUUUUUUUCAGGCCUGAAUAUUUGCUUUAGAAAUUAAUUUCAUUUUUAAAAAAUAAGAAUAUGAAACAUGUCUAGUGUGGCUUUCAGUUAAGGCCAUUAAAAAUCACAUCAUAUGGAGGAAACAUGUAUUUUAUUCAUAACCCCAAAAGAGCUUCAGAGUGCGGAGACACAUGUGCCAAGCUCUUGUCCUUAAAAGGAAUGCAUCUUUCUCUUGGAAUGUACAACUGCCUUGCUCUGCUUUGGAGCCCAAUCCUGUGAUAGGACAAAACUGCUUUCAGUUAAUUGUUAAUUGAAGGGGUUACAACAUGGCACCCAAAGUACCUGUUGAUCUUUCAAUCCAGUGUGGUGCAGUCCUGAUACAUGAGGGUGUUGGCUUUGGUCCUCAUUUGUAAAGAACAGGAGCUUUGAAUAAAGUGUGGAUUCAAUAGA
Messenger RNA from Thamnophis sirtalis, 1816 nucleotides. RefSeq names its product tRNA methyltransferase 61A (gene TRMT61A). Gene Ontology annotation, cellular component: tRNA (m1A) methyltransferase complex; nucleus. Gene Ontology annotation, biological process: tRNA methylation. The record is from RefSeq and is a predicted model, not a curated record. NCBI's taxonomy places the organism in Eukaryota, Metazoa, Chordata, Lepidosauria, Squamata, Natricidae. Gene Ontology annotation, molecular function: tRNA (adenine(58)-N1)-methyltransferase activity.